Molecule: messenger RNA, 813 nt
Organism: Pseudocercospora fijiensis CIRAD86
Lineage: Eukaryota; Fungi; Ascomycota; Dothideomycetes; Mycosphaerellales; Mycosphaerellaceae
Exons: 3
Coding region: 1-813 (270 amino acids)
Source: RefSeq, a predicted model, not a curated record
AUGGCAACGCAAGCGCACUGCGCUUACUGCUUCGAAAUCCUCGCUGCCAGCUUUGACCGCCGCCAACCACUUUCUCUGCCACAAGUCGAAGACCUCUGGGACCGGUAUCACGCGAGCAGCGAGAAUGCGGCGAGCAGUAGUUCCAGCUUGCCAUCGAGUGGGAGUUCAAAUAAGAGUAAGACGGAGCCGAGUUCUGGAACGGCGACGCCGGCUUCGAGUAUGAGUUCGCGAUCGAGUCUGUUCUCGUCCAUCAGGCGGCGUGGAAAUUCCGAGGCUGAGCAUCCCUUAUUUGUGACGUGGAAUACCCUGAGCAGGAGUGGGCACAAGAGUCUGAGGGGUUGUAUUGGCACAUUCGAGCCCCAAGAGCUGGAUCAUGGCUUGAGAAGUUAUGCGCUGACGAGUGCCUUCGAAGACGUACGCUUCCAACCUAUCCCCUCAUCUCUACUUCCCUCUCUCUCCAACCAUGUCACCCUCCUUACCAACUUCUCCUCGCCGAGUAAAGAUCCCCUAGACUGGGAACUCGGCAAGCACGGUCUACGCAUCUCGUUCACGCACCACGGUCGGCGAUAUGGUGCCACAUAUUUGCCCGAUGUCGCGAAAGAGCAAGGUUGGACGAAGGACGAGACUUUGAUCAGUCUGAUGAGAAAGGCGGGCUGGAGUGGCAGCAGCUCACAGUGGCAGAAAGUUUGGCGCGAUGGUAGAGGAGAGUUGGUCACGUACGAAGGAAAGCCAGCAGGAUUGGCUUAUGCCGAAUGGAAAGAGUGGAGAGAUUGGGUAGAUCAGCAGGACAUCAAGGAAAAGGCACUGAAGUAG